Messenger RNA from Aedes aegypti (yellow fever mosquito), 2695 nucleotides. RefSeq names its product probable chitinase 2. The record is from RefSeq and is a predicted model, not a curated record. Gene Ontology annotation, molecular function: chitin binding; chitinase activity; serine-type endopeptidase activity. Gene Ontology annotation, biological process: proteolysis; carbohydrate metabolic process; chitin catabolic process. The transcript is spliced from 4 exons. Lineage: Eukaryota; Metazoa; Arthropoda; Insecta; Diptera; Culicidae. Gene Ontology annotation, cellular component: extracellular region. The coding region runs from base 254 to 2362 and encodes 702 amino acids.
UUCAUCAUCACUUGAGAGACCUUGGUCAACUUUGAUUGCUCCUCGAAUUGAUUGAUUGCAUUACGUCCAUAUGAUACAAUGAGCAAGAAAUAAUUGCUGGCUUAUCAAUCGUCGUGUUCACAUGCCCUAUCUGUAGAAUUACUCUUCUUCCGUUUCAUUUCAUCCUUCGUAAUCGCCAGUACUCGCAGGACCAUCAUCGCUUGCAGUCGUGUUGAAUUAUUUUCACGAAACUCAAUUGAAUUCUGUAAUCAUAAUGAUGCUAAUUCUUGUUUGUUCUUUAAUGCUGAUCGAAUGGUCCCAGGUAAAAUGUGACGUACACUGUGGAGUUCCUGAACCGGUUCAAAACCCACUGAUUGUUAAAGGACAAAACACACUUCCAGGGCAAUGGCCUUGGCAUGCUGCCAUAUACCAUCGUGAGGCAACUAGUGAGGAUUAUAAAUGUGGUGGAACGCUAAUUAGCAAUUGGUUCGUCCUGACUGCUGCCCAUUGUGUAACAACAGAAAAUGGAAACGUUUUAGCCAAAGAAUUGGUGUUUAUAAAGCUGGGCGUUCACGAUUUGAAGAAGUUGCGGAAAAGUUCUACGCAACAACAUGACGUCAUCGGCAUAUUUAAAGAACCACGAUUCAGUGCUGAAACAUUGACGCAUGACAUCGCUCUGCUGAAGCUUGGCUCGGAAGCUGAGUAUGACAGCUACGUCCAGCCUGCGUGUCUAUAUGGUGGGGAUAGUCUUGUGGGACAGUUCGGAACAGUGAUCGGAUACGGAUUAACCGAACAUAAUGUGUUGGCGAUGGUGUUGAGGAAAGCAGUUAUACCUGUGAUUAAUUUUCUGAAGUGUUUGGAAAGCGAUAGAGACUUCUUCGGACAUGUUCUGGCAGAUGAAGUGUUAUGUGCUGGGCAUACAAAUGGUACAACUGCGUGUAAUGGAGACAGUGGGGGAGGUUUAUUUUUCAAGCAGAAUGGUACGUGGCAUUUGGGCGGUAUCGUUUCCAGGUCGAGGGUCCGCGACGAUGGUACGAACUUUUGUUAUACUGGAGGUUAUACAAUUUAUACAAAAGUGUCGAAGUAUUUGCAUUGGAUUCGUAGCACAAUACGCAAAAACACUGGACGUGAUGCAACAACUCUACCGUCUGAUGAGUCGAUUGAUGAUGUCAACACAUCUGCGAUCCCGCAUGGCCGUGUAGUAGUUUGCUACAUAUCAUCCUGGGCCGUCUACCGGAGUGGCGCUGGAUCGUUCAGCUUGAAAAACUUUGAUCCGAAUCUGUGCACACAUGUCGUUCACGCCUAUGCCGGAUUAGAUGUGGAACGUAAUACCAUUAAAUCGUUAGAUCGAUGGCAGGACCUGAAGGAUAACUAUGGCUUGGGUGGAUAUGAAAAGCUAGUAAAUUUGCGUAAUUCAUAUCCACAUCUCAAAGUGAUGAUUUCGAUGGGAGGAUGGAACGAGGGUUCCGUGAAAUACUCCAAAUUGGCUGCCAGUCAACAACGGCGGCAAGUCUUCGCCGAAAAUGCGCUUAAUUUUAUAAGGAGAUAUGGAUUCGAUGGACUUGACCUAGACUGGGAGUAUCCAACACAACGUGGUGGCGAACCAAACGAUCGAGAGAAUUUCGUUCAACUCGUCAGAGAACUUAGUCAGAAGUUCAAAAAGAACAAUCUACUGCUGACAUCCACUAUCGAAGCCAAGCAGUAUGUAAUUGAUGCAGCUUAUGAUAUCGAAAAUCUAACCAAAUACUUGGAUUUACUGCAUGUCAAAUGCUACGAUUACAGAGGAAUCUGGAAUCAGAAAAUUGGCUUUAACGCACCACUGACAGGCGAUGAGGUUCAUAAUGUUGAAUUUACGAUUGAGCAUUUGCUCGCGUUGGGAGCCCCACCUAAUAAGCUAGUUCUUGGUCUACCAUUCCAUGGACGAACCUUCAUAGCCGACUCGAUAUUUUAUACGAGGAUUGGUGAUCCAGCUGAAACUAGCUUUAGCGGUCCAUACACAAAUGUCGAUGGAUACAUUGGCUAUAACGAAAUUUGCACAGAACUGAACGCAAAAUCGAGCUUUUGGAAUCAAGCAUGGGAUCCAGAAGCUUCGGAAGUAAUAGCCAGGAUGCAGGACGGAAGCAAAACCAAAGUGAUUGUGUACGACAGUACCCGUUCGAUAGCCGCGAAAGUGCGCUAUGCCGUGCAGAAAAAUCUUCGUGGCUUGAUGGCGUCUUCUAUCGACACGGAUGAUUUUCAUGGAAUCUGCAACGCAGAAGAGGAAACUUUUGUUGAUUUUGAUAAUAAAUUGAGAACUCCUCCACCAAUUCAGGGGAAAUUUAAGCUUCUGCGGACGAUCAACAAUGCAAUUGUUGCAGCGGAAGAUGAGAUUCACAAUUCUUAGAAAGACUGUUAAUUUACUUUACUGAUUUAGAGAUAACUGUAUUCACGUUACUGUUAAAGGAGCAGUACAAUCCUAACUAUAAAAACCCAACUAAACAAAAAAAAUACAUUUAAAAUCCUUACGCUGAUAAUCAUUUAGUUCUUUAAAUAUUAUAUUGAUAAUUGAAUUGAAUCUCUAUUAUUCACUAGAAACAGUAAAAUCUAGUCCAAUGACUGCAGUCGUUUAUUUAUUAUUUUCAAAGAUAUUCAGUCCUAGAUUCAUCUCGUACUACAGUUGUUAAAACUCAAUGAAUAAACAAUGCAGAGCAUUUCACAUAGACAUCGCACAGCGAAA